Molecule: messenger RNA, 261 nt
Organism: Chaetomium fimeti
Lineage: Eukaryota; Fungi; Ascomycota; Sordariomycetes; Sordariales; Chaetomiaceae
Exons: 3
Cellular component (GO): nucleus
Molecular function (GO): RNA binding
Source: RefSeq, a predicted model, not a curated record
AACCUCUCGUGGAACACCAACGAUGAGACCCUGGGCGCCGCCUUCUCCGAGUUUGGCCAGGUCCUCGAGUCGAUCGUGAUGAGAGACCGAGACACUGGUCGGAGCCGCGGAUUCGGAUUCGUCACGCUCAGCUCUUCGGAGGAAGCCGAGGCAGCGAUUCAAGGCUUGAAUGAGCAGCAGUUGGAUGGAAGGAAUGUCAGGGUCAGCCUAGCCAAUGCCCGUGGUGGCGGCGGCGGCGGUGGUGGUGGUUACCGGGGUGGU